Molecule: messenger RNA, 2010 nt
Organism: Kwoniella mangroviensis CBS 8507
Lineage: Eukaryota; Fungi; Basidiomycota; Tremellomycetes; Tremellales; Cryptococcaceae
Exons: 3
Coding region: 1-2010 (669 amino acids)
Source: RefSeq, a predicted model, not a curated record
AUGACAUCCUCAAAGCAACGGAGGGAGGGUCGUUGGAUCACGACUCUACCCGUUAUCCUCGCAUCUUUUGUCGCUGCUGCGCCCUUGCCUAAUGAUCCUUCCACUCCCGCAAUUACAUCCCCUACAUCGUAUGUCGCCUUCACCGAUGUGGGUACUACCAGAUAUACAUCUGCUCCUCCUACAAUCAUCACAGCUACGCCCACAGCCCUGGUAGACUCUUCCGAUACCGGUUUACCUGACUCGAGCUGGAACUCAUAUCCCACAGCCGCACCUGCUCAAGUGGAAGGUUACUCGGAGGAACCCUCGGUGGUACCAGUCAUCAUCCAGCCUGGUGAUACGUCCAAUGACGCUUAUGCUUUGAGUCCCACUCAAACUGCUUCAUGGGUCUUACCACCCAUGUUCUCAGACAUGUCUCCCUUCCAAGUAUCUUCUUACGCAGCUGGUAAACACAACAUGGCUAUUUUGCAAGGAUCACCAGCCACUGUCAACACCACCGAUUCAUCUAAUCCCGAUGGAUCAACCCCUGCAGAACCUUGGGAUCCAUCGCAAAACGCCUUACAGAUACUUUAUCCUAGUGGAUCGAUCAAUCCUGGUAAUAAGCCACAGGGAGGAGCAGAAUUCUACGCAGCUCCAUUGGACAUCACUAGAGCUACUAAUGCAAGUUUGGAAUAUAGUGUGUAUUUCCCACCGGAUUUCGAUUUUGUCAAAGGUGGUAAAUUGCCGGGACUUUAUGGUGGUCAUAAAGGUUGUUCGGGAGGUAAUGCAGCUGAGGAUUGCUUUAGUACUCGAUUGAUGUGGAGAGCAGGAGGUCAAGGGGAACUGUACUUGUAUGCACCAAAAGAUAAACAGACUCCUUCACUUUGUCAGACUCCGCCUAAAUCCAUUUGCGAUGCGGCGUAUGGCCUGUCCAUCGGAAGAGGAGCCUGGAAGUUUGCUCUGGGAGAUUGGACGACGGUUCGCCAAGAUGUAUGGUUGAAUACCCCCGGUCAAAAUGAUGGAGGGUUCAACAUUUGGGUUAAUGGUCAAUUGAUCCUCUCGGCUAAUGAUGUGAGAUACAGGGAGAAUGGGGAUAGUUGUAUACAAGGUGAAGAUGAUGGUGUUUCGACAGCUAUGAUCAAUACGAUAGGAUUUGGUCAAGGUGGCAUCAUUGAUAAUUCGACUGUCUCAGCGUCAACCUUAGAUGAAGAUUGGCAAGUGUCAGAGGAAAUGGUCAAUACUAGUACGAGUACGAUCACUAGUACGAGUACGAGUACGACUAUGAUCUCGACUGUUACUGUGACUGCUACUAUGCCGCCAAUUUCGACUUAUUAUACACCUUAUACACCGUCCUCGACAAUCACUUCACCGGCUUCAGCUUCAACCGCCCCACCAUCAAGAUCUGCACUUAUUUCAGCUUCUCCAUCUACCGGUCUUCGAAAACGAGAUGAUCCUUCUUCUCAAGUAGACGCCCCAUCAAUGACUGAACACGCCGUAGUGAUUACCAUACCCAUCACCGAUGCCAUCACCACCGUGACAGCUGCUGCAACUCCCACUACAGCUUUCAUCACCGUUCCUACCACAAAUACAAUCACGAGUGAGGUUCCGGUGACUAUCACUCCAUCAGCUUCCGUCGAUACCAUUUUCAAUACAGUUUACAUCACUCAACCCAACACAAUCACCGUCGCUUCAUCUUCCUCCUCUUCUUCCGAUGGCGGUCCGUCGCCCUCACCUUCAGUGAAUCUAUCAGAUAAAUCAAUAGUGAUUCAUCCUGAACCUGUGGUAGCUCAACAAGCUUAUGAAGCUCAAUCACAAGGACAAACACUUCAACCGGUAAUUCUGAAAUCACCUCCAGGUCAAGUCAUGAAAUCUCCCGACGAGAUGAAAAAUCACAUCCAAUCUCAGACACCUUGCGGAGUGGGUUUCAUAGGGUUGUUCUUCUCUACUUUCUUCGGGGGUCAUACGUCCGAUUGGGCAAGUCCCAAAGAUCAGUAUACCUAUUAUAGGGAUUUCAAAAUGUGGAUUAACAGUUAA